AUGACUAAUUUUGUUGUGCCCGAUGUUUGUGAAAUAAUAAGCGAUUGUCCAAAUUAUGAAGCAGCAAUACAAGCUUUACAAUCUGUGCACAUUAAACCAUCAAAUGAGGUUUAUGCACAACAACUCUUGGCAACACGUACACAACAGCCAGGAGAAAGUUUAGAUAAAUAUUCACUUGCUUUUAAAGUUUUGGCAAAAGAAUGUAACUUUAAACAAGUGUUUGCAAUUGAAUAUCGCAAUGAAUAUAUUGGAAAUGCAUUUAUAACAAAUAUAAGUUUACAAAUUGUCAGACAGAGAAUAAUAGAAAAUAGUACAAUAAGUCAGGAUGAAAUGUUUUUAAAAAAAAGAACCUUGGAAUCCGUACAGAAAAAUGCUGAAAAUUACCUCCAGUAUAGUACAUCAACAGUAGCUGCUAUAACAAAAAAGCCAAAGCAAUUUAACUCAAAUUCUGUUUCAAAUUGCUGGAACUGUAGGAAUCAAAGACAUGCUAAAGUUGUCUGUCCUGCUAGAGAGUCAAUUUGUUUUAAAUGUGAGAAGGUUCUUCAUUUUGCCAAGUUAUGUAAAUCUUCUAAAUUUGCAACAGGCAGAGCUAAACCUGGUUGA
Hydra vulgaris (swiftwater hydra) is the source of this 603-nucleotide messenger RNA. RefSeq lists its product as uncharacterized. NCBI's taxonomy places the organism in Eukaryota, Metazoa, Cnidaria, Hydrozoa, Anthoathecata, Hydridae. Gene Ontology annotation, molecular function: zinc ion binding; nucleic acid binding. The record is from RefSeq and is a predicted model, not a curated record.